AUGGUUGUUUUUUCUCAUUGCUUUGUGGUUGCUUUCUUGUGUGUUCUUCUUGUAGAUAGUGUUGUGAUUGCUAAUUAUCCUCAAGUUAAUGGAGUUGACAAGGGUUUGCUUCAUCGUUCAUCUUUGUUUGAGACCAAUGGAGGUCGUUUUUUACAUGAAAAAAAUAGGGAUUUAGGUGGUGAUUUUGGCGGAGGUGGGGGUGUCACAGGUGAUUUUAGUGGAAGAAAAGGUAUUGGUAGGGGUGUUGGCAACCUUAAUGGUGAAGCAGAAUGGAAGCUAAGUGGUGGCCAUAGUCAAGGUGGAGGACUAUUUGGUGGCAUAAAUGGUGGCCACAAGCUUGGUGCAAUAGCAGGAGGUGGACUUGGUGGUGGCAGUCUUGGGGCUGGUGUUGGUGGAGGGUUGGGUAGUGGGGGAGGCCUAAGUGGUAGUGGUGGACUUGGUGGUGGACAAAGAACUGGAAUGGGUGGUGUUGGUGUCGUUGAUGGUGGAGCUAAAGGUGGAUUAAGUGGUGCUAGCAGCCUUGGUGGUGGAGUAGGAGGGCAGUUAGGUGGUGGCCAUGAUAUAGGCGGAGGACAUCAUGGUGGUCAUGGACAUGGCCACAAACUUGAUGGAGGUGCAAGAGGUAAAUUAGGUGGUGGGCUUAGUGGAGGUGGCGACAUUGCUACUGCUAAUGGAGCUAGUGCUAGAGGUAGUCUCGGAGGUAACGCUAGAGUAGUAAGAGGGCAUGAUGCAAGUGGUGGAGGAGGAUUAGGAGGUAGUGUAAGCGGUAGUGCCAAUGGUGGUGCUAAGGGUGGAGGAGAACUUGGUGUUGCUGAUGGAGUUAAUGAAGGAGUCAGAGCUAAUGGUGGAUUUGCCAAAGGAGAAGGAGUAGGUGGUGGAGGUGGUGUCAAUGGUGGUGUUAAGGGUGGAGGAGAAUUUGGUGUUGCUGAUGGAGUCAAUAAAGGAAUCAGUGUUAAUGGUGGAUUUGCCAAAGGUGUAGGAGUAGGUGCAGGGCUAGGGGCUAGUGGAGGAGGCUUCGUGGGCAGUGUUAAUGGUGGUUCUAAGGGUGGAGGAGAAGUUGGUGUUGUUGGUGGAGUCAAUAAAGGAAUCAAUGUUAAUGGUGGAUUUGCCAAAGGUGUAGGAGUCGGUGAUGGGCAUUGGGUUGGUGGAGGAGGCUUAGGAGGUAGUUUUAAUGGUGGUGUUAAUGGUGGAGGAGAAGUUGGUGUUGCUAGUGGAGUCAAUAAAGGAAUUAGUGUUAAUGGUGGAUUUGCCAAAGGUGUCGGAAUAGGUGGUGGGCUUGGGGGUGGUGGAGGCGGUCAAGGAGGCUUAGGAGGCGGUGUCAAUGGUGGUGUUAAGAGUGGAGGAGAAUUUGGUGUUGCUAGUGGAGUCAAUAAAGGAAUCAGUGUUAAUGGUGGAUUUGCCAAAGGUGUAGGAGUAGGUGGUGGGUUUGGGGGUGGUGGAGGAGGCCUAGGAGGCAGUGUCAAUGGUGGUGCUUAG
Molecule: messenger RNA, 1476 nt
Organism: Theobroma cacao (cacao)
Lineage: Eukaryota; Viridiplantae; Streptophyta; Magnoliopsida; Malvales; Malvaceae
Source: RefSeq, a predicted model, not a curated record